AUGAAGAUUGUACGAAAUGGUGGAGAAGGGGAAAGAGUUCAGAAAGGCUCUGGCGAUGGCCGUAACAACACACCAGGAGUGUUCGGAGGCAGUGUUACAGAUGACGUGGCUGCGGCUCUUGAUAAGUGUUCCGCAGCGGUCGUCAGGCGGAGGUCCGUGCGCGGGGGUGUUAGGCCAGGUGUCUGUGCCCAGCGGGGGGGUGCGGCGGGCGGUACUUGGGGCGAGCGGCUGUUGGCCGACACCACCCACCCCCACCAUCUCCACCACAUCCAACACCCACCAAAACAACCCAAUACACCCCAUCAAACACCCACCGAACCCCCACAAAAACCCCAACACCGGAACCUCAGCUGGACAUGCCGUUUUUCCCAGUCAAUUCAGCCUACUUUCAAAUCACAAACCAUAAUCGAAGCGAUGGCCUCCGAGCGGGAGAACCAAGUCUACAUGGCCAAAUUGGCCGAGCAGGCUGAGCGAUACGAUGAAAUGGUCACAUUUAUGAAAGACGUUGCAAAGCUCGGUGCCGAACUGACGGUUGAGGAGCGCAACCUGCUCUCGGUUGCCUACAAGAAUGUGAUCGGUGCUCGCCGUGCCAGCUGGCGUAUCAUCUCCUCAAUCGAGCAGAAGGAAGAUACCAAGGGCAACGAAGUCCAUGUGGCCAAAAUUAAGGACUACCGUACAAAGGUCGAGGCUGAACUCGCCGAAGUCUGCAAUGACAUCUUAUCUGUCCUCGAUCAGCACCUCAUCCCCAGCGCCGAAGCGGGAGAGAGCAAGGUGUUUUACCACAAGAUGCAGGGUGACUACCACCGAUACUUGGCUGAAUUUGCCUCUGGGGAUGGCCGAAAGACUGCCUCGGACGCUGCCCACGAAUCCUACAAGCAGGCCACCGAAAUAGCCCAAUCGGACUUGACCCCCACCCACCCUAUCCGCCUUGGCUUGGCUCUGAAUUUCUCAGUCUUCUACUACGAAAUUCUUAACUCUCCCGACCGGGCAUGCCACCUCGCGAAACAAGCCUUUGAUGAUGCGAUCGCCGAAUUAGACACACUAAGCGAGGAGAGCUACAAGGACUCGACCCUGAUAAUGCAACUCUUGAGAGACAACCUCACACUCUGGACCUCCGAUCUCCAUGAUGCGGAAGAAAAGCCGGCUGAAGCCGCCCCAGUCGAGGCUGCCGCUGCCCCUGAAGCAGCACCAACCGAAGCCCCUGCGCCUUGA
Molecule: messenger RNA, 1212 nt
Organism: Puccinia triticina
Lineage: Eukaryota; Fungi; Basidiomycota; Pucciniomycetes; Pucciniales; Pucciniaceae
Exons: 9
Coding region: 1-1212 (403 amino acids)
Biological process (GO): signal transduction
Cellular component (GO): cytoplasm
Source: RefSeq, a predicted model, not a curated record